Messenger RNA from Symbiodinium pilosum, 183 nucleotides. Lineage: Eukaryota; Dinophyceae; Suessiales; Symbiodiniaceae. The record is from the annotation of a GenBank genome assembly.
GAGAUUCCUGGUGGCCAAGCCGUCCUUGUCCUUCGCGAAGAGCGGGCGCGGGAUCUCCUUUACCGUCCCGGGGAACACGUUCGCGUCAAGCAAGUUCACGAAGACGGUACAGUCUUGAUUGGCUUCGCAGACGGACGCGAAUCCUGGGUCCAUGCCGAAGAGGUGUCCAUGGUCAACACGCAG